Trypanosoma cruzi is the source of this 1884-nucleotide messenger RNA. RefSeq lists its product as uncharacterized. Bases 1 to 1884 code for a protein of 627 amino acids. The record is from RefSeq and is a predicted model, not a curated record. Lineage: Eukaryota; Euglenozoa; Kinetoplastea; Trypanosomatida; Trypanosomatidae. The transcript has a single exon.
AUGGCAGAAAAAGAAGAAGAGAGCAUGGCGUCGAGGUCGGUCUCGAGCUCCUACUCGGAUGACUCGUCGUAUUCCUCCUCCACACGCAGCGACAACAGCAGCAGCGGCAGCGGCAGCGGCAGCGGCAGCUCCACGACGUCCUCCGAGGAAGGCGUGGAAACCCAGACGGGGGCUCGGCGUGCGCCAACGCGGCCUGCGGCUGGUGAUUCGGCAACUUCCGCCGCCACCGCCGUCACAUCGACGCCGUGUUCCGGACUCCGCUCUCUGCAACUGAACCCGGAACUUGUGUUUGAGCAGCCCGAUGCCAGCUGGAUUGACAUACCACACGGCUCUGGUAGUGUUUUUCGUCGCGUCGUAACAAACUACGAUGACUUUCCCGAGAGACGCUACCGUGUCAUUGACUACUUUCGCACCGCCGUAGAAAUGUUCGUCACGCAGGUGCGCCAAGAAUACACGCAUCAGUAUCAGCAGGCAAAGAAAAACGACCGAGCAAACAUUCGCUUCAUCUGGCGAAACAAGGGGGAAUUAGCGAUCUGCUUUGCGGCGUGCUGCGACAUGCUUAAACUUCUCUACGAUAGAUUUCGCCCCGGGCUUGAAAGACCGAACUGGGAUGGAAUUGUAGGUCAGUUUGUUCUUUUUUUGAUGGCUGAGUCCAGGAUACCGGCCGCCGUUUUGACGGAACAGACGUACAAGACCAAAUUUCUUGAUUGGCGGAAGGGCGGUACCCGUUAUCAGGGCGAGCAACUGACAUCAAACGUCCGUUUUCCUUCCGCAGAGGAACGUCGCACAAAGAUCGAGACCUACCUUCGCUCAGGGGAAGGAUACAGCAUAGAAUCAACAGGGGUGGACCUUCCGUCGGUGGUCCGUCCCGUCCCCACGCACGUGAAAAUGACAGAUGCACCGGUUGGGCAGGAAGAGACGCGAAACAACGGCGCAUUUGAUGUAAGUAAUUUGGCUUCUCCCCUUGUUGGCUUUUCACGUGCCAGGCCCCCCGUAAAGAUGCGAAGCAAAUCACACAUGAAACCCCCACAGGCAGUCAUUGCUGGGAAACAAUCUGUAGAAGAAUACAGGCAUUUACAUUGGCUUGCAAAGCUCACCCAAAUCACUGGCUGCUCUCCAACACUUGAAUUUCCGGCUGAGCGGUCUUACAUGAUACUGGCGUUUGUUCGACUUUGCGAAACAUCCGAGAUGCCUGAGCAAUUUGCGACUAUUAUGAAUAUAUUGGUUAGGUCUAGUCUAACGAUUCAAAGCGCAUUUGAGCGGGGUGGGGGUAUGGUGGUGCUGCGUCGAUUUGUAGGCACACUGGUUCGGCUGAAAGAUGCCUGUGGGUUGAUAAAUUUAUUGGAGCAAAUACUGCGACUGAAACUUUCUUCUUGGAGCCACAGCAGCCAACAGUCGUGGCUUCGGGACCUUUUGGGAAAUAGUGGAAAUGACUUGCGAUGGUUGCGUGCUCUGGACAUAGUGCCGCCAGACAAGCAAGCUACCUGGAGUUCGUUAAUAACGGCGUUGGAGCAACGCUAUGUUCUGUCAAAUUCAAGAGAAGAAGAAGUACGGCGUGGGGCGAAGCGUGCACGAUUAGAUAAUGACGAGGCGUUGCGCAUGUCUAUGGCGGACAAUGUUGGUGUAAGCAAGCUUGCGCCCUAUAUUUCCACUGCCUUUUGCGUCUCAUUACCCGGCGAGUUUUGUGCUCCGCCUCUUUCCUCAGACAUGGAGCAGGACACUAUUUCUUUGUUGAAUAAGAAGCUGCAGUACUGCGAGGAGGCGCAGGUGACGUGGCGUGACGCCAUCUUGAAGGCGCUCGGUGGCAGUUGCCCAGGCAUACCCAUUCCUCUCUGGUACGACCCGUAUCAAUUGCUUGGUGUGGAUCCCUAUCCUGCGAAUUAG